This is a messenger RNA of Tribolium castaneum (red flour beetle), 1587 nucleotides long. RefSeq names its product swi2 (gene swi2). The transcript has 7 exons. The record is from RefSeq and is a predicted model, not a curated record. NCBI's taxonomy places the organism in Eukaryota, Metazoa, Arthropoda, Insecta, Coleoptera, Tenebrionidae. The coding region runs from base 211 to 1515 and encodes 434 amino acids. Gene Ontology annotation, molecular function: protein binding.
AACCCCCAUUCCGCCAAACGCUCGCGCGCCUCCCGUCAUCUAAAUGCAAAUCUGGCUCGUCGCACUUGAUCAUGAAAUCGUGCAAUUAGUACCAAUUUGGAUCACCUGCACAAAACACACCUUGACUCGCGCCGAGAGCAAAUCUCCUAGUUUCGUGGUCGCGCCACAACGGCCGGGUUUGCGACGAAAAUGUGUGCGAUUUUGUGAAAAAUGUUGACGGUUUUCUGGCUUAUACUUCUCCACCUUCUUGCACCAAUCAAAUGCCAGGAUUGCAUCCUCAAAACCCCCCACCACCUAACUUGCGUCACCCACUUGCCACACCUAGAAAAUGAAUUUCCCCCAAACAUCACAAUUCUUGAACUACGCGAUAUUGAACAAGAUGAGCUUGACCUCAACUACAUGAUCCACAAAUAUCCCCAAAUUGAAAACGUUUCGAUCUAUGACGGCAACAUCGUCAGGCUGAAAUCACCAAACCCCGCCAAUAAGAUAAAAGUUUUACGGUUGGUACGAAUCGGAGUGGAGAAUAUUGGAAACAAAUUCCUUGCAAAUUUCCCCAAUUUAGAAAUUUUGGACUUGCGGGAGAAUUUUUUACAAAGUUUAGGGAAUUUUUCGGUGGGCAAAUUGAAAGAAUUGUAUCUCGACGGUAACACUUGGAACUGCUCGCAGGACCUCAAUUGGGUCCUCAAACUCAACCAAACAAUAGUCAAGGACUUGAACAAUUUGACUUGUCAGGGGAAUCCCCACCCGAACAAGAAUCUAGUAACCAUAGCUCGCUUCACAAAGGAUUUGAAAAACAAUUGCCCCUCGAUAUGUUCGUGUACUUUACCCAAAGUCGUUUUCACGAAAAUGGGUUCCCAACGUUUGGAACCCCUCAUCGAAGUUAACUGUUCCCACCGUGGUCUCACUCACUUACCCCUCGACCUCCCCGCAAAAUCUCGCAUAAUCCACCUUGAAGGCAACGAAAUCGAAGACUUAAAACCCCUUAAACACCACCAAAUCUACCGAAAAGUCCUCGACUUGUACCUCGACAACAACAAAGUGAAAACGAUCGAAGAACUCGAAGGUUCCUAUUUUCUCAAACAUUUCCGGGUGUUUUCCCUCAGCGGAAACAAAUUGACAGAGGUGCCAACCUACGCACUUGACAAUGCCCUCACGCAAAACCCGCACAUGCCCAACGCUUUGACCAUUUCGUUGGGUGGAAACCCUUGGCGCUGCGACUGUGUUUUCACGCCAGUCUUCCAGGAAAUGCUGCAAAAAUUCGCACCACAAAUCCACGAUUUGAGGGAAGUCAAGUGUUCGUAUGUUGAAGGCGACGAAAAUUCGCUCCUACCGAUUAUCGAACUGAGCCGAAGUUCGGUCUGUAGAUCCCCGAGCGAAUAUUCCGUCCAGGCUUUAGAUCUUUUAAACGGCGUUCUAGCAAGUCUAAUUUUACUGAUUCUAGGAAAAUUGGCUUAUGAUUAUUAUUAUUUUAAAAAGACGGGGCGACUCCCCUGGAUUGUUACAAAAAUGCCUUAAUUUAUAGUGUUUUAAAUUAUUGUUGUAUCUAAUGAAUAAAUAAGACUUGGAAAAAAUCAUUUCACUUAUUUA